This is a messenger RNA of Trichoderma reesei QM6a, 2010 nucleotides long. RefSeq lists its product as uncharacterized. The annotation marks the transcript as partial. The record is from RefSeq and is a predicted model, not a curated record. Gene Ontology annotation, molecular function: protein binding. The transcript is spliced from 3 exons. NCBI's taxonomy places the organism in Eukaryota, Fungi, Ascomycota, Sordariomycetes, Hypocreales, Hypocreaceae.
AGGCACAGGACAGACAGCUUGUCGAAACUUGCCUAUGAAUGGCUGUCAGAUGAGCGUAACGGCCGAUGGCUCAUCAUCCUAGACGGUGUCACCGAUGACAGCUUCAGCUUCCUUCAGGACAAGACAAGUCUACUCCAAAGCCAAAAUGGCACAGUACUCAUCACCACGCGGUACAAGACGGUGGGGCACAGACUUGCCGGAAAUCGCAACGAUGUUAUCGAGAUGGAACCCAUGGCGGUCUUUGAUGCUGUUGCCCUACUGGGACGAAAGUUGGGGCGUUCAGGGAACAACUCAUGGAGAGGGCCGCGCUCAACCAGCGAUCUCGUCAAGUCACUUGGCUUGAGCCCACUGGCUAUCUGCCGAGCGUCGGCUUACAUAGAAGCCCGAAAUGACCAGACUGGGCCUGGCUACUUCAAGCAGCUACUGAGCAGUGAGCAAGAGAGAACCAAGCUCCUAGAAUUUGAACCUUCCAGCUCCAAUGGAAGCGGAAAGAGACAGGACAGCAUUCUCACAAUAUGGCAGAGUUCGUUCAGGGCCGUCCGCGCGGAGAGAUCGUCUGCGGCUGACCUAUUAGCUCUGAUGAGCUUCUUUGACCGCCGGGGAAUCCCGAAAUGGCUUCUAAACAUCCCCAGACGCAAUGAUCCUAGCCUUCACAAAGGAACAUCUGGAAUCUUUGAUAUCGACUCCGACAUAGAAACGCUGUUAAACCAUUGUCUCAUAUCUUCAAAUGGCACGAAAGACAUAUUAUCAAUGCACGGGCUCAUGCAGCUCGCCGUGAAGAGAAGCACUAACCACACUACUCGCCAUACAUACGAGUAUCUGUUCGUCAAGCGCCUACAAGAAGCAUUUCCAAGAGAUGUGUAUUCCAACUGGACAACCUGCGAAGAGCUUCUGGCCCAUGCCCAAGUCGCAGCAAGCCGCCAACCAACAAGCAACUACCUAUUAGGAUACUGGGCGUCUCUUCUGUAUCACGCAGCCCGAUUUGCUCGAGCGCAAGGCAACUAUGAAGUUGCCAUGAAAUUGGCCGACCAGGUCGUAAAAGCCCGGAGCCAUCUGCACUCGGAGAGCAUCGAAUCACCGGUGGCCUCUUCGUUGACUGCGCUUAUACAUAUGGACCAAGGGUCAUACGACAUGGCUGAGAAGAUAUUCACACAAGUGGCGGAUGUAUACAGGGACGAUGAUUCCUACGCAAGGCUGACCAGCAUGCACAAUCUGGCGUGUAUCUACAAGCUCAGGGGUCUAUGGAAGGAGGCUGAGGAAAUCCUUGGCCCGGUCACAAUAGACCGAAGAGCGAACUGUGGUGAAGAUCAUCCAUGGUCUCUUUCAAGCUUGGCUAACCUGGCAUCGCUGAGGAGGGCUCAGGGCCGGUAUCACGAGGCCCAUAUAGUCCUACUUCGAGUGUUCGAAGGCUACACAAGGAGGUUCGGGUUGGACCACCCACGAACACUCGCCAGCAUGAACGAUCUGGGCUCGAUCUGCAGGCUUCUGGGAAUGCCAGACGAGGCAGAGCGAUACCAGAAACAGGCAUAUGAGUCCCGCAGGAUGAUUUUCGGCGCAGAUCACCCGGACACUCUCGCAAGCAUGAACAGCCUCGCCUCCACAUACAGAGUCCAAGGCCGCCUCGACGAAGCCGAAGCCCUCCAAGAACAAACACUGGAGGCUCGCAAGAAGAUACUUGGGCCAAACCACCCCAGCACCCUAGCCAGCAUGAACAACCUCGCUCUCAUACUUAACGACCAGGGGAAGCAUGGAGUGGCAAGCAAACUGCAGUCCCAAGUGCUCGACGCUUGCAAGGAGAAGUUUGGGCCGGAGCAUCCGCACACGCUGACGAGCAUGAACAACCUCGCGCUCAUAUGGAGGAACCAGGCGCGGUAUGCGUUGACCAAGUGGACGAUGGAGAAUUGUGCCGAGGCUCGGAGGCGAGUGCUCGGGCCUGAUCAUCCGUAUACCCUCGCUUCGGCGAGAAUAGCGGAGAGUUGGGCUUCUGAGAAGGAGAAGAUGGCCAGGUAG